This is a messenger RNA of Amphiprion ocellaris (clown anemonefish), 3818 nucleotides long. It is a transcript of the gene angel2, whose product is annotated as angel homolog 2 (Drosophila). The record is from RefSeq and is a predicted model, not a curated record. Gene Ontology annotation, molecular function: mRNA 3'-UTR binding; 3'-5'-RNA exonuclease activity. The transcript has 10 exons. Lineage: Eukaryota; Metazoa; Chordata; Actinopteri; Pomacentridae. The coding region runs from base 229 to 2373 and encodes 714 amino acids. Gene Ontology annotation, biological process: 3'-UTR-mediated mRNA stabilization.
CAUAUUUGUGCGGCUUGUUUUGGGUUUUAGCUUCAAAGCAGAUUUUCAGUUAAAGCUUCGAUAAUGUUUACCCUUAUAAUUUAUCUAAAUGCAUCCGAGCAGAAACGUAAACGAUGAUUCUUCUUUCUACGAGGAGAACUGAAUACCUGUGGAUUGUGGACUGCUGGACAACCAAACAAACAUGUUUAGAACAAUGUUUUGGACUUUCGGAAAUGAUGAUGUCACCCCAUGUUCCUUCGCCGGCUGAGCUCUUUCAGCUCAUCCCUCCCUCCCUUCAGCCAUCCUGCUCUCUCCCAGGCCGGCUUUAGGAGCAGCAGUGCCUCCUCCUACCUCCCCCACUUCAGCCCCGCUCCUCACCCAUGGUCGUCUGUGCGGGGAUUUCCACCCUGGCCUCCUCAGCUCCCCCACUCCCACCCAUCAGCCCACCAGUCCUUCAAUGGUAGGACGUUACGCCAUCUGAUUAUCAACCCUGGGCCCUUUGGAGGUCGCUGGCGUUCAUUCUACACCACUGCAGGCGGCAUGAUGGACCGUCCUGACAGAGACAGAGAGCCUCCAUACAAACGGAGGAAGAGUGUGGAGGAUAAAAAGAGCACUGAACAAAGUGAAGGACACAGAGCAACAGGAGGCAAGUCUAUGCAGGGAGGCUCCAGGAGAGAGCACCAUCACCAGGGCUCCGGCAUGGACAGCAGCCUCCGAUCGGACCAUCACCUCCAAGACGGAGGUCGAGACAGAGGAAAGAAUGGAGCUGGGAGAGGUGUCAGUAGGGAAAACAGCAGAGAUAAAGAUGUAGAAAGGACUAAAAGUGUGACUAAAGACAGACAGCGAAAGGACCUUUCCAGUAGAGAUGGAUCUCCACAUCGAGGGAGGAGGGAACAUCAGCAGAGAGAUUCACAAACUGUAGAGCCCAGGACUCAGGAUACAGUUUCAGUCCACAAGCCCAACCCCUGGUUUAAAAAUAAGAGUACUGAGGAGCUGGGUGGGCUUCACAGGAACACAAAGGGGCCAGCAGAGCAGCAAAGGGAUGGAGGUCAUGAUGGGGGGCAGUGGACGGGACUUGUUUCUCAUUCUCGCAGCACCACUGUCCCCUCAAACCCAUGGCAGGUGGCCGGAGCAAACAGACAACAUCCUCCACCUGGAGUCUCACAACCUGUAAAACCUCUGCAGAGACACUGGGAGGCCUGCAGUUCUGACCUCCAGCCACCAGGGGACAGCACAGUGUUUGACUUCUCAGUGAUGUCCUACAAUAUUCUGUCCCAGGAGCUACUGCAGGACAACGCCUACCUUUACCGCCACUCUAACCCCAGCGUCCUACCUUGGGAGUACCGACUGCCCAACCUGCUGGCUGAGAUCCAGCAGCACAACGCUGAUAUCCUGUGUCUACAGGAGGUUCAGGAGGACCACUAUGAAAACCAGAUUAAACCUGCUCUACAAGCACUAGGUUACCACUGUGAGUAUAAGAAACGGACAGGAAGGAAACCAGACGGUUGUGCUGUUACCUUUAAGACCUCUCGCUUCUCCCUGCUGUCCUCCAACCCUGUGGAGUUCUUCCGUCCCGGCGACGCCCUCCUCGACCGGGACAACGUGGGAUUGGUACUGCAGUUGCGACCAAACGACACUAUCGGCCAGUCAGAUCCCUCCGCUUUCAUCUGCGUCGCCAACACUCACCUUCUCUACAACCCUCGCCGUGGUGACAUCAAACUGGCCCAGCUGGCUAUCCUAUUGGCUGAGAUCGGUCGGUUGUCCCACCUCCCGGAUGGAUCUGCCAACCCUGUUGUGCUGUGUGGGGAUUUUAACUCCACUCCAUGGAGUCCACUGUACAACUUCCUGACCACAGGCUGCCUGGAUUAUCAAGGAAUGCAGAUUGGCGUGGUGUCGGGUCAGGAGAACAGUCCCAGAGGUCAGCGUCUUCUCACGUCUCCGAUCUGGUCUCACAGAUUGGGAAUCACCCAUCAGUGUCAGUAUGAGAACAAACCCACUGCUGAGUGUUCCCCCACCAGCCCGACAGCAGUAGAAGGAGCAAUCUCUAAUCUGUCAGUAGAAGACCUCGCUGCUAAAGCUGCUGCUGCUGCUUUCAACAGAGUGAGGAUUGAGCACAGCCUGAAGCUGCACUCAUCCUAUCGACACCAGCUGAUGCCUGACGGGAGACCUGAGAUCACCACUUGUCACUCCCGCACAGCCAUGACAGUGGAUUACAUCCUGUACACUCCUGAUUUCACCCAACCUCCUUCACUUCCUGGUGGGCGGGGCCUCCAGCUGCUGGGCAGGCUGUCAUUGGUCGGUCAGUCAGAGCUGGAGGAAGUCAACGGUCUGCCGAAUCAGCACCACUCAUCGGACCAUCUGCCUCUCCUGGUUUGCUUCCGCUUCCAGCGCUGACCUGGUCUCCUCACACUGAUGGAGGACAGACAGUCACAACAGUUCUGGUACUAACAGUGCAGCUCAGCUCAGGGAAGAAUGGAGCAUGUAAAAGGUUUGAUAAAUGAACAGUCACACACUCACUGAAUAUUCAAACUAAGUUUCAAAUGCAAGUUUUCCAACACAUGGUCAAGAAAGAGGAUGAGGUGCCAAACACGGAUUAAGUGCUAAAUUGUCUGUGACCCUUGUUGAGUUAAUCAUCUUUAGGGAGCAACUUUUUUUAAAGUCUUUCUGCUAAAACACAGCUGGCUGCAGGUAAAAUGAAAACUCCCAAGAGGAAAAUGUAUCCACUUAAAGUCUGAUAUCCAGUUGAAAUGGGUUAUAAUAUCCUAUGGUUAAUACAACAAAGACUGACAAUAAAAUGAAUAUUUGCUUACAUGUUUUGCAUGUAAGAUUCUGCACUGUGGUGCAGUUUUCUGGUAAUUUGAAAGAAGUUUUUUGAAGAGCUCAUGAAAUCCAGCACACGUUUCAUAAACACAAGGAAGCGGUUUUUGACCUAAAAUUUGAAUUAUCAGUAAGUAAGCAAGGUGACAUUUCAUACAAAGCACUUGUUGUUAGCACUCAUCAGUAAGAAGAUUAAGGAAAGUUUACAUUUUAUUCUGCAAAUUUAUUCUCACUAAUAAUUUGUCACCGGCAGCCGGCCUGUUCUUGCUGUCCUGUGUUGCUCCUAAACUUUCAGAAGCUACAGAUCCGUAAACAUCACCUGUAUGUGUCGUCAUUGAUCAUUCUGAUAUUAAUAUUUCACUUGAUUUUUCAAAUGUAGAGAGGUUUGCAUUAGUAUUCUUUUUCAGGUUUUAGAGACAGCUGGCAUUCAUUUAACAUUUUUAUUGGUAUAUAAAGUUUACUUUCAUCUGAUCACUUUCUUUCUGGAUGUGAAUCUACGAAGAGAUUUUAAAUCUAUUUUUUUAACCUGAACAUUAACAUUUGUGCUGCUGAGGUGGAAAGAUACUUGAUACCUUUAUUAUGCUGAGAUGAAGGGGGUCUGUUCGUUUAGUUUUUAAAAAAUGUUUUGAAAAGAAAAAACGUAUGUACAGUUGCCCCUGUGUCAUGGCCUUGAAAUGGUUUACUUUAGCGCACUGUGCCAAAAAACAUAACAUUCAUACAAAAUGAAGCACCACGCUGUACAGUGAAUAAUUAUUUGUUUGAGUUUGAUUAUUUAUAAUUAAAAAUAGAGGUUCUAUAAUUUAUUUUACUUCACACAUUUACACAUUUAACCUGCAGAUCCAACCUGUAAAACUUGUUAUAUUGUCCAGCAAGGACUAUAAAUUUGGAUUAUCUAUGAAAUUAGUGCAUUUUGUACAAACUUGUACAUAAUCAACAAAUGAUAACAAGGACCGGAUGUAUUUUUCUAGCAUUUUGGAAAGAGUUGACGUUUACAGUUUGUAAAUAAAAGAUUAGCAUUUUUA